Schistocerca nitens (vagrant locust) is the source of this 3621-nucleotide messenger RNA. RefSeq lists its product as uncharacterized. Lineage: Eukaryota; Metazoa; Arthropoda; Insecta; Orthoptera; Acrididae. The record is from RefSeq and is a predicted model, not a curated record. The transcript has 4 exons. The coding region runs from base 257 to 1528 and encodes 423 amino acids.
GAGUGGAACGUGACAGCGCUGCGGGUGGACCGCGUGAGGCGCGGCGCCCUCUCGCAGUCGGUGCUCGCCGUCCGGCGCAUCACGAGGGCCGCCAUCGCCAGGACAGAGUGUGAGACCCACCACCGGCUCGACUUUGACUUUUUUGGGAGGAGGUUCCUGAACAAAACCGAACUGCAGGACCUGACUGCGGCUUUCCGGGAGCACCUCUCCAACACCUGGCGAGACUUUGCCAAUCUCUUCUCACUCGGUGUGUCGCAUGCCUCACAGCUGUUGGUUCCCCUCGCAUUUGAACAUACGGCGGCCGCUGUUGAGUCCACGCCUACUGCUCUACCAGCCGUGGAACGUCUUCUUCCACGACGACUUCAGUGCGCUGUUCGAGGAGCGGCAGCCAGAAUCGUCGCACAUGUUCAGAGUCGCUGACGCACUGUACACCUUCUACCGUGUCUACUGGUUUACUGCAGCUGAUCCCCUAGAUACACUCUUCGAUCUUUAUUUCGAGUCUAUGGAAGAGGACGAGAAGUGGCAGCUGGAGGACAGAAGCCACACCACGGUCUCUGUGGACACCGACUGUGUGCAGCUGCUGGCGAACGCCCUGGACCACCCCACGUGUCCGCUGGAAGACCUGCCGCCGGAGACCGUGGAGCAGCGUGAGCGGUGCCGUGCGGAGCUGUGGGACGACGUGGUGCGGAGAUCGCCCCACGUGCCCGUCACCAGCUAUCUGGCCUACACGCAGAGGGUGAACAUCAACCUCUGUCUGCUGGCAUGGAUGGCAGCUGGCUCGUACGGCAUCUGUCAGGACGUCCCAUUUAGCACGAUACGGUCGGUGCACGAUGCUCGCUGCUAUUUCGAUAGUCCUGACGAUCAAUCGUGUCUGAAAUCGAACGCCACAGAUGCCAUCUGCUCUGUUUCCAGAGCUAUUCUGAUGCUGAGGUGUCGCGAUUUUUCCACCUUUUCCGAUAAUUGCAGCAUCAGUUAUGAAAGACCUCUAUCACACCCAUUGACAAUGGAAAGUGAGUACCUAUUGCAUCAAAAGGUAACAGAAGAAACACUGAACCACAAAAACAGCUUAAACGACGCCACCUUGAGAUACAAGAAUUUCAAAAUCGACAGCUUAAAGCCUUUGGAAAUCUCACUUGUAUUGGUAAAUAUUGUUUUCCGCCUUUGGACUGCCGGAGUAUACAUAUACCUUCCCCAGUUACGCAACUUGCCUGGAAAGAUAUUCUUGUCCUUUCAGAUCACUUGUAUAGUCCAGAUCAUGUGUUCUGAGGUCGUGUAUCGUAUGACCGGUUUCCCUGGCUUAUGUACUGCAGUGCUGAUAGAUAGCGGCCUCACACUUCUCAGCUGUAUCUGGCUAAACCUAUUCUGCUACCACAUGUAUGCUUGUGUUCGUCAUCUCACGCUUCCUAACGACCUGCUACCUGCUGAAGUAAGCAGGUUACUCUGUCGUCAAGUGCUGUAUGCGUUAAUACCGUGGAGUACAGUAUGUGUGCAGCUGCUGCUUUGGAAAAGACGAGCAAAUAUCAUCUGAUCCAUAGUCGUGUAGUAGUCCUUGCGGGCAUUGCACUAUCAGUGUCUUUCAAUACGGUUUGUCUCGGACUGAUUGGGUACAUGUACCUACGUACUCGGUUUUCCAUGCGGCAACUCAAAAUUUUUGUUAACAAUAAAUUUGCCUCAAAGAAACAAUGUUUUUUCAUGUCAGUUAAGGCUGUUAUCCUAAGUGGAAUAGGCAUUAUAAUUAGAAUCGGGUUCCACCAGGCUCAGGAGAUAGCGCAGUUUGUGUACUACGUACACCUAGUUACGAUGUUGCAAGGACCAGUGCUGUUCGUCUGCUUCGUCUGUAACGGAACGACGCUCCCCUUACUGAAGGACAGGGUGCUGGCGUGGUUUAACCCAACUGGCAUCCCUGCAGGGCGAGAAUUCUGCUCAGCUGCAGAGAGGAAUCUGGCCAGGAGGAACAACGAACAGUCUCCAGCUGCAGAAUCCUCACUGUAGGCUGCUUCGGUAUUUUUCCCAAAUAACUGUCUUCACUACAGACUGCAUUAAAGCCAGUAAUCAGGUAUAAAGAUGUACUCUAUCUGAUAUGACAACAUUAAAUGUGAUAUUGUACAGCCAGCGCUUUGCUAAUGUCUUCUUCAUUUAUAACUGUGUGGUUAUUUUAGCCUCUGUCUGCGUAUUCUAAUGCAGUAGAUUACUUACGAAAAUUGUUCCGAAACACUUUGUGUACCCAUAUAUAUAUAUAUAUAUAUAUAUAUAUAUAUAUAUAUAUAUAUAUAUAUAUAUAUAUAUAUAUAUAUUAAUAAAACCAACAAACUGCAGGGACGAAUCCCAAUGGGAAGUGGAGGAAAAAGGUCGUAUCAACAUGUGUGCAGAAAUGCACCGCUAUCACAGUAGAUGGCGCUGACGAAUUAAAUUUCCUCUGACCACGUGCCGUGUGUUCCUCGUAUAUAAGAGACUGCGUGAUCGACGCAGCAUACUGUAAGCAGCAUACGGUGUGGUAUUCGUGUCGGGAUCAAGCGGGACACAGUCAAACAGAUGGAAACAGUCGAGAUGCAGCGCAGCUAUACUUGAGCAAGUGCCGUCACGGAGAAAAACCACACCACACAACAUUUCAAACCCUUUUGGACGUUUGUGUGAUCACGAGUCCUUUCAGUCAGAUGUAUGUGCAGGGAGGUGGCGGACUGUGCACACACCAGAUCCGGAGAACUGGGCUCCACAGAAUAUUCGGACGAACCCUUGCAAAAGUCCAGGAAGGUGGCCAGCUAUUUGCACAUUCCAGGCUCUCUCUGAAUGACGGGCUGCUCCACUGGAGCUUGUAAUAGGGUUAGUAUCCUGUCGGACCCGGUCCUCCAAAUGUGGUGUACGCAGACUCCGCCGCCUCCCUGCACGUUCGUCUGCCUGAAAGGACCCGUGGUCACACAAUCGUUCAAAAAUGGCUUGAAAUGUUGUGUAACGUGGUUGCCUUGUGUGAGGAAAGCUUGUUUUGGUAUAGUCGAGCUGCGUCUCGACCGUUUGGUUGCACAAACUCACCACCUUGCCUUAUUCACAACACGGGUAGCUGCUUACAACACGCUGCUCUCAUUCGUCAGUGUCACCUACCGUGGCAGUGGUGCUUAAUUAACAUAUGUUGCCUGGAAAAAGUAAGUUUUAUACAGAUAUGCGUGUGAAACUUGUACUUCUAUACGAUUUGUAAUUUAAGUACCACGGCAAGAGACUUUCAAAUCUUUGUAAAAUGAAAGGAGCAGCGAGAUGGCUGAAGUAGUGUGUGGAUGAAUGUGUAAAUGGGUUUGUUGAGCUUAUUAGUGUUUCGAUUGCAUAGAGUGGCUCAAGUAAAAGAAAAGCAAUAAAUAAAUGUAUAAAAUGUGACUCGAAGUGAACGCAGACAAAGUAUUAAAGGAUACUAUUAUACGAGAUUAGACUAAUUGCGUUUGUGAGACAAUGUGGUGAUUUGUUAAGGCAGACGUUCGUAAGGGUACUGUAGCACAUGUUAAAAGUUAGUGUGUUCCACGUGUGCUGCUCUAAAACGAGGAACAACAAAGGACGCAGUACGCUGAAAUUAUUGUGAUUUGUAAUCACAAGAUGAUGUAACAUUUGUUCAAAUAAAACCUGAGUGAGUAAAGUGAA